Messenger RNA from Limulus polyphemus (Atlantic horseshoe crab), 5776 nucleotides. Its product is annotated as myocyte-specific enhancer factor 2C-like. Gene Ontology annotation, molecular function: RNA polymerase II cis-regulatory region sequence-specific DNA binding; protein dimerization activity; histone deacetylase binding. The transcript is spliced from 9 exons. The record is from RefSeq and is a predicted model, not a curated record. NCBI's taxonomy places the organism in Eukaryota, Metazoa, Arthropoda, Merostomata, Xiphosura, Limulidae. Gene Ontology annotation, biological process: positive regulation of transcription by RNA polymerase II; cell differentiation. Bases 312 to 1586 code for a protein of 424 amino acids.
AAAGACUGUAAAUAUCCUAUGCUGAACUUGCCAACUUUUUGCUCUCCUGUUUAUAAAGAUUCAUCUUGGCUGCCUACUCCAGGUCCCUGCUAGUAUAAAGUUGCCCAAAAAUAAUCACUCAUUUGAUAAAGAAGUUAAACUUACACAGUUUCCAAGGCUUACGUCACAUCCGCAGGUGUUGAGGCUCUUGUUAGCAAGAAGUUGUCUUUGUCUCUGACGUCGCUGGUCGAGAGACUUAUACGUAACUUCCGGGAAAGUUUUUUUUUCUUCUUAGAAGGUGUUCUCUACUCUGCUUUAAACUGUCGUCGACUAUGGGCAGGAAAAAGAUCCAAAUAUCUCGGAUCACAGAUGAACGGAACCGACAGGUAACAUUUACGAAACGCAAGUUUGGUUUGAUGAAGAAGGCUUAUGAGCUAAGCGUGCUUUGUGACUGUGAGAUAGCUCUGAUUAUCUUCAACAGCACUAAUAAGCUGUUUCAGUAUGCCAGUACUGAUAUGGACAAGGUGUUACUCAAGUAUACAGAAUAUAAUGAACCUCAUGAAAGUAGAACAAACAGUGACAUUAUAGAGGCUCUUAGCAAGAAAGAACAUAAAAACAGCAAUGGCUGUGAUAGCCCCGAGCCAGAUUCAGACCAAUACUCACUAACCCCACGUUCAGAAGCCAAAUACAACAAGAUCAAUGAAGAAUUUGAGCUGAUGAUGCAGAGAAACAGUGUUCAGUUGAAUGGAAACAGGCCUCCUCAGCAAUCAAUACUCAGCCAAAAUCUUGCCCAAAUGCCAGCUAGUAUGCCUGUAAAUACACCACCAUAUCCACAGGAUAACACUCUUGUGCCUCCUUCACCCCAGAUGCCACCUCACUCCAGCAUUAGUCCACGUCCAAGCUCUUCAGGAGCUUUGCUAGACAUAAAUGGAGGAACAUCUAAUGGAUAUCAUCGAUCAGUUUCCCCUCAAGCUAUUCCUGGAAGCAGUUCUCCAGGAUUAUCUAGUAACAGACAUGGAAAUCUCAAUAAACAGCCCUCUCAGGCUAGUCAUGGAGCUGUACAGCGACCCAACCUUCGAGUGGUCAUCCCUAAUUCUCACACGUCAUCCGUCUCUUUGUCAAACCGCACUAUGAGCACUCCUGUAGUUUCCAUGGCAGCCCCAAGUAUCCUAGGAAUGGCCAAUUAUCCGUCCAGCCUGACAUCAACAUUUCAACCCAGUGACUUCCAGGUAAACCCAGAACUGAGUCUGACAGGUUUCAGCCCUCCUAGCCUUCUUUCUGGUUGGCCAUCCACACAAGGAUCUUUGUCAGCAGCCAUAAGUCACAACAGCUCUAAUUCAACUGCUGGGGCCAGUAUGCUACCUCAUCUGUCUAUGAACAAUGGAACCCCACCUUCUUCUACCUCUCCCCUUACAAUUAAAGUGAAGAGUGAGCCAAUCUCACCCCCUCGAGAUAUAUCCCUUCAGAAAACAUCCUCACUGCCGGACCACUUAUCACCAGGUUAUCAGCUAACACAGUCUGCGCGCUCUUCACCAGAUCCAAUUUCAGAAUACGAUGGUCCGCUAAACAAAAGAUCACGGGUGUCUGCCGAAGGUUGGGCUACAUAGUGAUGACCUUUGUGAUAGACUGAUUAAUAUUAUAAUGUGAAUGUAAUGUUUCUCGUGUCAUAUUACACCCUUUCCCAUCAGGGGUCAAUUUUUUAGUCAGAUGUGUAUCAGGCUAGGUGUGCAUAUGCUGGAAAAAUAAUUUCCCAGUAUUUUUUUUUGUUCUUGUUUUUUUGUGUGUGUAAAUCAUCAGUUGACCCCACCCAUCCCCAAAUCCCAUGGCUAAGGCCAUUAAUGUUUUCUUUAGGAGUGGAAUAGAGGUAUACUAGUUGGCUCAGGUGCCACAAGCAUUAUUGUGUGAUAAAGUGAUUUAGACACGAGCUAGCCUUAUGAAAAACAUUCAAUGAAGAGGAAUAUCUUAUAGCAUGCUAAUCAAAUGAAUUUUAGAAGAGUAUUGUUAGAUAAACACUGGCCACUGGGUGUUUGUUAAGAGAACUAAAGACAAUGGCCAUAAAACCAAACACUGUAUUUUGUGAUGUGUACCUCUCAAUCCUUUUACCCACACAGGAACAAUAAAAAUCUUCAAGAAUAGGCUGGUCUCAAUAUGUUAUGUACACACACCAGUCCUCUCUUGCUCCAGCUUUUCUACACUAGUAUUGAAAAUAAAUAAAUGUUUAUGUUGGACUAAGACUUGUGUACUGGACUUGUAGUUUUAUAUCAAAGAUUGUUGACAUGGUAUUCUUGGUAAAUUAUGGAAAGCUGUUGUUGAGUGAAUAUUUUCAGUGAAAUAUAUAUAUAAAUAUAUGUAUAAAAAUACAUGUACACGUGUCUUGUUGAACCAGUUAAAGAAAUAAAACACUUAUAAUUAAGUCACAAAAUUAUUCUAAGAAGUUAGCCCUAUUUUCUAUUCACAGUGUUGGGCAAAGAUUUGCAUUAUUCUCAUUAGCUGCAGAUUAAAUCAGCAAAUGCCUUAAUAACUGUCAUUGUUCCAGGGUAAUUGUCAAACAGAAUUAUCAAUGUUGAAGUUGUAGUAACCAGGCAGAAUGUUUUGUACAGAUCCAUUCUUGAUAUGAUGCUACAAGUUAGGUUUAGUAUUAGUGUUUGUAACAGUUGUUGAGACAUCCUUUCUUCAUGUCCACACCACACCCAAAGAUGAAUGUUGAAUUUGAUAUUACUUCCACUGCUUGUUUGAAAGUGAUGUUUGUUAAACUACUAUUACUGGGAGAUAUGCUGGGUGUUGUUAGUUUCUUUAGAAGUGUAAACUAUAGUGAUACCAACUUGAAAUGGUUUUAUCAAUUCCUGAAUAUUUGUUUUGUACCACUAAAUAAUACGAUGGAUUGUAGAAUAAGUUUGCUUGUGGUUGCCUACAUGUUUACUGUUUUUGUAUAAUGUGAUAGCUUCAAACUUACACAGCAAAUUGAUAUAUACUUUUAAGUUGUUUUUUUUUAUAAGCCUAAUAAUUCAAAGCAUUUGUUAGUGACAAGCAGUAUCACAGAUAUCAUGUGGAUAAAUGCUAUUAUUGUACACUUUCUAAGACAUGGUUUGGAGGGAACAGGCAGAGGAUAAAAAGAAGUUAUGUUAUAUAUUCUUAUGAAAAUACUGUGUGUGGUUGAUGGUUUCUUAUUGUGAAAUGUCAAGUUUAUAUUUAAUAUCUGUAGAUAUUUUUUCUUAGUAUAAACCACAUUUGGGGUCAGUUUUUAUGUUAUUUAAGGUGACCCUCCAGAAUUCUUCUGUACUAUAUUUUAAGUAACAAAGUUAUCCUAGAGCUAUACUUUUAAAUAUCUGUGUGUGAGUUAUUAUGGGAAACUUUACAAAAAAAAAUUAUAUAUACUCUUCAUAAAAAAAAUUUAUGACAGAAAUUAUAAGAAAUAUGUUUAAUUAAGGUAUCCUUAUUAUAUUUAUAUACAUUACAGUAUGAAAGUUGAAAUGAUGGGUUUUAAAGGCAGAGACUUUUUUUUAAACAAAGCUUGGAAGUAAUGUAGUGCCAUAUCUGUGUUGUUUUAGUGCCAACAAUAGAUAUCUAGCAUGUUAGUAGAUGGAAUAGGCUUACCUUGGAAGUUGUUGUUGUGUACAGCUAAGUAUGUUAGUUCAGAUAUCGACUUAAUAUAAACAAGUUACUCUUUGUAUAUAUGCUAAUUGCUCUACUGUGAUAAGCACUCAUCUAAACAUAAAUCUCCUAUAUUAAGAUUCUAAGCAGGUAUUUGCUAUAAUAUUUAACUAGAAACAUGUUAUAUAUAAAUAAUAAGGCUUACUAGAGUAAUGUAGUUUGAUAUGUAUUUUAGAAUGAAGUUUCAAAUUCUACACAAAAGAAAUAAAAAUUUUAGGUCUAUUAUAUCUUAUAAUAAAAAUGGUUCUAAUUAACAAGAAAACACCUGUAUGCACCUGCAGCUGAUUAUUUUUGUAAAUUAUUCUAAAUAUUGUGACUUACAUCUUUAUUUGAAUGGACGUGGUAUUUCCAUGACAGACAUUAUAGAACAAAGUAAAACUCUGGUUUUGCAGUGGUAUGAAAAUUUGGGUCAGCCAGUAGAAAAGAAAACUGAGAAUAUCAUAUUUAUGAAUUUGUUUGCAAGAUGAUGUUUUAAAGGAACUGAAUAUGAUGUAUAACCUUUAGUUGUUUAAAGUAAUUAAUUGUUAGACUUUAACUAAAAAUGGGCGUUUGGAUUGUUAAUCACCACCUUGAAAUAAUUUAAAACUUUACUUUUAUGUAUGUUGUAACAGUUUUGUUUUCUGUUGAGGUACUGUUUCCUUUUUUUUUAUUUCUAAACCUGUGAGAUGGAUUUCUGUUUUAUCUACUUGGAAAAUAAUUAACAAACAAUUUGAAUUAUUUCAUACAUACAAAGCUUUUUUACAAUGGACAUCUUGUUUAUUAACACCUAAUUAGCACAAAGAUCAACAAUAUGGUACAGAGAUGUACUACUUUUAUGGAUAACAAUCAUAAAACGUUUGUUUCAGGUAAAAACCUACAAAAAAUUUUUUGUCAUUUUUCUACUCAGAAUCUGUCUUUCAUAGUACAAGUUUUCAGGAUUUUUAUCAACAAAGUUUAGUUUAAUGAAAAUAAGUAAUAAUGGACAUAAAAUUUUGAAAAUGAUUUUUUCUUGAUGUCAUUAUAAAUAUGAAACAUCACAAACGCCAAAAUGGAAUUAGAUAUGAAUCUGUUGCCACUGUUUUUGUAGGUAUAUUCUACUUUGUAAUGUAAGCACGAAAAGUGAGUACAUGUAAUACAAAAUCUUAUAUAGGCUAUUCCUUCAACCAUUAAGUAAGAUAUUGACCUUUGUUUGUUUUUGUUUAUAAAGUAUUUUCACUAAAUAUAUUAAGUUUGGUAAGAUCUUAGACCACACCAAUUAUGAACCACUUAGUUAUUUCAAGACUAAUGAUUGAUUUUUCUAUAUGCUUACCUUAAAGGGAAGGAUUUCACAUUUUAACUAACAAUGUUCUAUCAAGUUAUCAACUGCUUAGAAAAACAGUACAUCUACAACACUGAAUUAUUUAUAUAUAUAUAGAAAUAUAGCGUCCAAUACCACAUAAUAUACCCCAACCUAACUGUCUUCUACUAAUUAACUAUCCAUAUUAUUAUUAUUUUGAUCGUUUCUGGUAAAGACUGGCUUAGGAAAUUAUAAAUUUCUAGUACGAUUUUUACCCAAUUUUUAUUAAUAUAAAGUAUCUUUAAUGAUAAAAGGCUGCUACUGAUUGUGUAAGUACACACACACACACACACAGUAAGUAAAACUACAGUGACGUGAUUUUAAAAUUAUUUGAUUCAGAUGUGGUGGUGGUGUUAGUAGUUUGAAUUGCAAGAGAUGGCGCUGUAUGUUUGGCAUCGCUUUCGUAAUAACUUUAAACAGUUUGUUAUUAGCUUACCAUUUUAAAGCUAAAUCGUUGUUUGUAGUAAAAUAAAACUGAUAAAAAAAACAGUUCUGACCUAUCGGAACUUUGCACAACUACAUUAUUGCCGCCCGCUAGUGUUACAACAACGAGUGGGAACUCGUGAAUAUCUUAUUUAGGAUCUCUUAAGGAUUUGUAUAUACCUGCUAAGGUCUUGUGUGUGCACGCUCUUGUCUGUUCCCUCCACUUCUGGAGAUUAAACUUUCAGAACUGUAGCGUUGUCAGUUAAAGUGUAACUACUAGAGACUUGUUUGUCGAGAACCUGUUAGUAAACACAUUUUAGAUAAACAUGUACAACUGACACAUUUGUCGAACAGUUCGUUGUGUAUUAUUUUUAUCGCUACGUAAGAAAAUAAAUUGGUUGUACUUGA